This is a messenger RNA of Acanthisitta chloris (rifleman), 1352 nucleotides long. RefSeq names its product zinc finger protein 407-like. The transcript has a single exon. NCBI's taxonomy places the organism in Eukaryota, Metazoa, Chordata, Aves, Passeriformes, Acanthisittidae. The annotation marks the transcript as partial. The record is from RefSeq and is a predicted model, not a curated record.
GCAUUGUGUCCAAGUCCUAUGAGUGCCGACUGAAGGGGCAAGGAGCAACAUUUGUGGAGACUACAAGUCCUUUUACGGCAGCAGCGCUGGGAGAGGUUUCUCCAGUGAAGGAGAAGGUCUUUCGGGGCAGUAGAAGACAGUCACAGUCACCCGAAGAAGUUCAGCAGUUUAUUAUUAUUCAAGGAUAUGACGGUGACUUUGGCAUUGAUGCCUCUGUGGAAGAAACAGCAGCAGCUACCCUUCAGACACUGGCAAUGGCUGGUCAGAUGGCCAGGGUGGUCCAUAUUACAGAAGAUGGGCAAGUCAUAGCCACAAAUCAAAACGGCUCACAUGUGAGUAGUGUGGUUCCUGGGCAAAUACUUACCGAGCAGUUGGCAGAUGGUGCAACACAGGUGGUAGUGGUUGAAGGAACAGGAGCUGAUAUGGAGGAGGCCGUUCAAAUAGAUGUGGUUCCUGAGUCCAGUAGCACUGUACUGCAGCAAAUAAUGCGACAAGAAGUUUUAGAUACUUCUGAAGCUACAGUCCAUCCUCCAGAAUCGUCCUCGGCAUUAGAUGCCCUGCUUUGUGCCGUAACAGAGCUGGGUGAAGCGGAAAACAAAACUGGACUUCUUGACAGAUGCAAGUCUACUCAAAAAGAUUUCUUGCAAAUGCCAAAUGCAGAGAUGCCCAGCAUUCCCAGUGUUGCAGAGGGACAAGAAAUACAAAUGUUCCAUGAAGUUCAGGAGACUCAGGAAGAUACCAAACCUCUGGAAGUAGUAACACAGGUCAUGCACCCAUCAGCUAUAAUUGCAUCUCAGGAGAGAGCUCAGGCUGCCUUCAAGAAAGUGGUCCAAGGAGUAUUACAGUUUGCUGUGUGUGAUACGGCUGCAGCCGACCAGCUGAUGAAAGAAGGUGUCACUCAGGUCAUUGUAAAUGAGGAAGGGACUGUGCAUAUGGUAGCUGGAGAAGGCUCUCAGAUAAUUAUGCAGGAAGCUGGUAGCCACGCACUCAGCGUCCAAAGUAAACACAUGGAUUUAGUUGAGUCAGAUGGGCAAAUAUCACAGAUUAUUGUCAGCGAAGAAUUAGCUCAAGCCAUGGCUCAGAGUUCUGAUGGUGACUUCUCUGAAGGUGCAACACACUACAUUGUCACAGAAUUGCCACCAGACAUGCAGGAUGAGCCUGGUGUGUAUUCCCAUGCAGUGAUAGAGACAGCUGAGUCUCAAGACAUUUUGCAGGCUGGUGCUGCUAUAAAAGCAGAUGCUGUAACCCCUGAUAGAGCAAGAGAACAGUUAACAAGCAUGGUCAUUUAUACAGAGGGUGGCUCGCAGGUAAUCCAAGGCCAGAAAGAUUAUAACAAAGUACAAGAAGCAUGA